AGUCGACUCCAGUCUAAACCGUGAGAUUCGCCCGCGUGGCCGCCUGACGCUCUGCAACGCGUAACUUUCGACGAUGCGAAAUAUUCUUUCGGUUUCGCGUUUCGUCAGUUACUAAAUGCGUAUGCGAAUUUAACUUUUGUGUUUGCCAGUGGCAGUGAGACUUUAUUGUAAAAAUAUUUAUAUUGUUUUUAUGAAGUGCUGAAAGUUUGUUAGUUUUGUUUGAUGUACGAUGCGGAUGUCGCGACGGAUGCGGCGUGACGGAAUAUUUUAAUUAUUCACUGAUACAGUACAAGAAUGCAUUCCGAACCAAACGAUACUCUGUCGUACAUCGAUAACUCCACCGACGGAGAGUACACUCCCUAUGAAGACCGCCUGGAGACGUACCUGGUUCCUGUACUUUUCGCCAUCAUCUUCAUAGUAGGAGUCCUGGGUAAUGGGACUCUCGUCAUUGUUUAUGUCAGGCACCGGGGCAUGAGGAAUGCUCCUAACACGUACAUCUUCUCCCUCGCACUGGCAGAUCUCCUAGUGAUCCUAAUAUGCGUGCCAUUCGUAUCAAUAAUAUACACAUUGGAAUCAUGGCCGUGGGGAGAGCUAAUCUGCCGCAUAUCCGAGGCAGCGAAGGACGUCAGCAUCGGAGUAUCAGUAUUUACACUAACAGCACUCUCGGCGGAACGAUACUGCGCCAUCGUAAACCCAUUUAGGAAGCUGCAGCUGCGUAAGUUGCCGUUAGUUUGCGCCACUCUAAUAUGGGGGGCAGCCCUGAUUUUCGCCACUCCUGCCGCCGUGUUCUCAAGCACUGUCUCCCAUCCGUUGCCAAACAACAUGACUGUGGUGUACUGCACUCCCUAUCCACCUGAAUGGAAAUACUAUCCUAAGUGGAUGACAGUAGCAAAAGCGGUAAUAUACUACGGUCUACCGCUGUUGGUGAUAGCUAUUUUCUAUUCGCUGAUGGCCCAGAGACUGCUGGCUAGCACUAGAGAGAUGCCGGGGGCUUUACAUGGAGGGCAAGGAGAGGCGCAGGCGAAGGCUCGUAAAUCUGUCGCGUGUAUGGUACUGGUCUUCGUUAUAGUUUUCUUCAUUUGCUUCUUGCCGUACCAUGCAUUUGAAAUAUGGUUUCAUUUGUCGCCGACCGCGCAAGCUGACUACAAUGAUUGGACUAACGCCCUCAGAAUAAUCGGCUUCUGUUUAAGCUUCUUAAACUCCUGCGUCAACCCCGUUGCCCUGUAUUGUGUGAGUGGCGUCUUCAGGCAGCAUUUCAACCGGUACCUGUGCUGCCGAAGGGGCAGCCUCCACCCUGGCGGUGGCAGCUCUCGACUAUCCAGGACUGCCAUCUGCGAGACGUCGUUCAGAAGCACCCAUCGACACCGCUGUAACAGGAAUCCGACAGAAAGCGUGGUAAUAUCCAACUACGACUACGGAAGUACUAAAAAGAAGAGCAACAUCAUAUCUCGGAACAGCACUGAUGGUGUCACCAUCAUGACCAUUAGGGACACUAACGACUUCCUCACCGGAGACCUCGACGAAAAAUGCGUCAACAGAUAGGCGAUUGGAUUUUAGAUGCUGUGUAAAAGACAUGAUGAGAGGAACUAUCAGGUCUGCUCAAAAUUGAGGAAAAAGAGACUUUAAGACUUAAUCUUAAAGGCCUAAUGUUUAUUGAAGACUAUUUGUGAAAUAAUUAAAUUAUGAAAGAGAAAAUAUUUUGCUUAUUUUUUAUGUAUAAUUUGAAAAUUCUUUUGUUAUUGACCGAGUCCUGAUAGUUCUCUAUAAUCCUGAUUAGCUAUUAUAAUAAUAUUAAUGUAAAUAAAAGAUAUAUGAAAAAAAAAUAUUAUUAUUCAUCUUGUAAAUAUUUUUUGUUAUCUAAAUGUACUCGCAAAGUAUGUAUUUGUUAUGACGAAUCUAAUGAAAUACGCCUAAACAUUUCUGUGUCAACCUAAUUGUCAAGACCAAAAUCAAUAUUGUAAACAAAAUAUUAUUCAAAAAUAAAUAAGUUUUAAAAAAUACUUUUUUCAAAAAACAUCUUAUAUAAAAAAAUAUAUUAUUUUUCUAGAAUUAAAACAUUCUAUUUUUAAAUGUAUAAAAAUACUUUUAGUUACUACUUUGAUUCCUAAUUAAAGACGAUUAUAGAAAUAUAGAAUUUUAUA
Molecule: messenger RNA, 2141 nt
Organism: Manduca sexta (tobacco hornworm)
Lineage: Eukaryota; Metazoa; Arthropoda; Insecta; Lepidoptera; Sphingidae
Gene: NGR-A14
Product: neuropeptide CCHamide-2 receptor
Exons: 8
Coding region: 295-1542 (415 amino acids)
Biological process (GO): G protein-coupled receptor signaling pathway
Cellular component (GO): membrane
Molecular function (GO): G protein-coupled peptide receptor activity
Source: RefSeq, a predicted model, not a curated record